This is a messenger RNA of Mesoplodon densirostris (Blainville's beaked whale), 1743 nucleotides long. RefSeq names its product potassium voltage-gated channel subfamily A member 3 (gene KCNA3). Gene Ontology annotation, biological process: potassium ion transmembrane transport; protein homooligomerization. The transcript has a single exon. Gene Ontology annotation, molecular function: protein binding; delayed rectifier potassium channel activity. Bases 1 to 1743 code for a protein of 580 amino acids. The record is from RefSeq and is a predicted model, not a curated record. Gene Ontology annotation, cellular component: membrane; voltage-gated potassium channel complex; axon. Lineage: Eukaryota; Metazoa; Chordata; Mammalia; Artiodactyla; Ziphiidae.
AUGGACGAGCACCUCAGCCUCCUGCGCUCGCCGCCGCCGCCGCCCUCCGCCCGCCACCGCGCCCACCCGCCGCAGCACCCCGCGAGCGGCGGCGGCGGCGGCGGCGCCCAUACGCUGGUGAACCCCGGCUACGCAGAGCCCGCCGCGGGCCCCGAGCUGCUGCCGGACAUGACGGUGGUGCCCGGGGACCACCUGCUGGAGCCGGAGGCGACCGACGGCGGCGGGGACCCGCCUCAGGGCGGCUGCGGUGGCGGCGGCGGCUGCGACCGUUACGAGCCGCUGCCGCCCGCGCUGCCCGCCGCCGGCGAGCAGGACUGCUGCGGGGAGCGCGUGGUCAUCAACAUCUCGGGGCUGCGCUUCGAGACGCAGCUCAAGACCCUCUGCCAGUUCCCGGAGACUCUGCUGGGCGACCCCAAGCGGCGCAUGAGGUACUUCGACCCGCUCCGCAAUGAGUACUUCUUCGACCGCAACCGGCCCAGCUUCGACGCCAUCCUCUACUACUAUCAGUCCGGGGGCCGAAUCCGCCGGCCGGUCAAUGUGCCCAUUGACAUCUUCUCCGAGGAGAUCCGCUUCUACCAGCUGGGCGAGGAGGCCAUGGAGAAGUUCCGCGAGGACGAGGGCUUCCUGCGGGAGGAGGAGCGGCCCCUGCCCCGCCGAGAUUUCCAGCGCCAGGUGUGGCUGCUCUUCGAGUACCCGGAGAGCUCUGGGCCGGCCCGGGGCAUCGCCAUCGUGUCCGUGCUCGUCAUCCUCAUCUCCAUCGUCAUCUUCUGCCUGGAGACGCUGCCCGAGUUCCGCGAUGAGAAGUACUACACCGCCUCGCCGUCGCAGGAGCUGUUCGAGACGGCCAGCAACAGCACGUCGGGGGCCCCCGCGGGAGCCUCCAGCUUCUCGGAUCCCUUCUUCGUGGUGGAGACUCUGUGCAUCAUCUGGUUCUCCUUUGAGCUGCUGGUGCGGUUCUUCACUUGCCCCAGCAAAGCCACCUUCUCGCGAAAUAUCAUGAACCUGAUAGACAUUGUGGCCAUCAUCCCUUAUUUCAUCACUCUGGGCACCGAGCUGGCUGAGCGACAAGGCAAUGGACAGCAAGCCAUGUCCCUGGCCAUCCUGAGGGUCAUCCGCCUGGUGAGGGUCUUCCGCAUCUUCAAGCUCUCCCGCCACUCCAAGGGGCUGCAGAUCCUGGGGCAGACGCUGAAGGCUUCCAUGCGGGAGCUGGGGCUGCUCAUCUUUUUCCUUUUUAUUGGGGUCAUCCUUUUCUCCAGCGCGGUUUAUUUUGCGGAGGCAGACGACCCCACUUCAGGUUUUAGCAGUAUCCCUGAUGCCUUCUGGUGGGCUGUGGUAACCAUGACGACCGUAGGUUACGGUGACAUGCACCCAGUGACCAUAGGGGGCAAGAUUGUGGGGUCACUCUGUGCCAUCGCUGGUGUCUUGACCAUUGCUUUGCCAGUCCCUGUGAUUGUUUCCAACUUCAAUUACUUCUACCACCGGGAGACAGAAGGGGAAGAGCAAGCCCAGUACUUGCACGUGGGAAGUUGCCAGCACCUCUCCCCUUCAGCCGAGGAGCUCCGGAAAGCGAGGAGUAACUCGACUCUAAGUAAGUCGGAGUAUAUGGUGAUCGAAGAGGGGGAUAUGAACCAUAGCGCUUUCCCCCAGAUCCCCUUCAAAACGGGCAAUUCCACGGCCACCUGCACCACGAACAAUAAUCCCAACUCCUGUGUCAACAUCAAAAAGAUAUUUACCGAUGUUUAA